AUGGAAUCUCAAACAUCCUUUACUACCGUUUCUGUACCUGUAUUUGAUGGACAAAACUAUCAAAUGUGGGCUGUCAAAUUGGAAGCAUAUCUAGAUGUUAACGAUGUGUGGGAAGCGGUAGAAGAGGAAUACGAAGUGUCUCUCUUGCCAGAUAAUCCUACGAUUGCUCAAAUGAAAAAUCACAAAAAAAGGAGGCUUCGAAAGUCCAAAGCCAAAUCAAUUUUGUUCACAGUCGUAUCUCCGAUCAUUUUCAACAGAAUAAUGACAUUGAAAACGGCAUAUGAAAUCUGGAAGUUUUUGAAGGAAGAGUAUCAAGACAAUGAGAAAAUCAAAGGAAUGCAAGCUUUGAAUCUGGUUCGAGAACUUGAGAUGCAAAGGAUAAAAGAUCCAGAGACAAUCAAAGAUUAUGCGGACAAGCUUCUUGGCAUUGCAAACAAAAUACGUCUUCUUGGCACUGAUAUUCCUGAAUCUCAAAUUGUUCAAAAAAUACUUAUAACAAUUCCAGAAAGAUAUGAAGCCACAUUGACUUCCUUGGAGAACUCAAAAGAUCUUUCUACUAUUACCUUGGCAAAACUUUUGACUGCACUUCAGGCUCCAGAACAAAGAAGACUCAUGAGAGAAGAAGGUCAUAUUGAAGGGGUUUUGGUAGGUAAAUUUCUGAAAAACAAGG
Vigna umbellata (rice bean) is the source of this 670-nucleotide messenger RNA. NCBI's taxonomy places the organism in Eukaryota, Viridiplantae, Streptophyta, Magnoliopsida, Fabales, Fabaceae. The record is from RefSeq and is a predicted model, not a curated record.